Messenger RNA from Ictidomys tridecemlineatus (thirteen-lined ground squirrel), 2335 nucleotides. RefSeq names its product BCL2 like 15 (gene Bcl2l15). Gene Ontology annotation, cellular component: cytosol; nucleus. Gene Ontology annotation, biological process: regulation of apoptotic process. Lineage: Eukaryota; Metazoa; Chordata; Mammalia; Rodentia; Sciuridae. The record is from RefSeq and is a predicted model, not a curated record.
AAAUUUUUAAAAAUAAAAAGGGCUGUGGUUGUAGCUCAAAGUAGAGCUCCCCUGGGUUCAAUCCCCAAUACCUCAGAUGAAUAAGUAAAUAAAAAGCAAUUUCAGGUUCACAGCAAAAUUUAAAGUACAGAUGUUUCUCAUAUACUCCCUGCUCUUAUAUAUACAGUCUUCCUCACUAUUAACAUCCUCAACCAUAUAACUGUUACAACUGAUGAAUUUGCCUCAUCAAUUAUCUAUCACUUGUCUAGUCAUCUAAAUUCUUCCUUGUCAUUUUUUUGGGGGUGGGGGUGGGUUGGAGGUACAAGGGAUUGGACCUAGCAGGACUGAGCCACAUCCCCAAUCCUUUUUUAUUGUUUAUUUUUAAGCAGAGUCUCACUGAGUUGCUUAGGGCAUCACUAAGUUGCUGAAGCUGGCUUUGAACUUGUGAUGCUCCUGCCUCAGCCUCCCAAGCUGCUGGGAUUACAGGAGUGCACCACCAUGCCCAGCCCUCCUUGUCUUGGCUAUUUUAAUAAGCGUGUAGUAGUCAUUUGUACUUUUAGUGUGGAACAGACAACAAGAUUGGCUCUGAUUAUUCUGAGUAACUGACUUGCUAUUUAUGCUUGAAUUUUAUUAGUUGGGGCUGUUAAUAAUUUUAUCAGGUCAGACAGGUUUAAAUGAUAGGGUUGUUAAUAGGUUUGAGUGAUGCUUCUAAGAUGCAGACCCAAAAUCUGGAUUUAGCAAAAUUAAGAAUGCAGCCAUCACAGGUAAGUGUCUAAUCCUCAGAUCUCUUAAAACAAUAAUGGAAUUCAAUCCUUCGGGAAAAUUCUCUUGUUAGUGAAUUUCUGUUCUCUUUCACCUUGGUCAGUAGGCCUUGGGCUAAAAGGAAGAUCCUUAACAUUUGAUGCAUACCUGACACUUAAGAUAAUCCCUAUAACAUUAUUUAAUUCUCACAAUUUCCCUAUGUUUUGUAUAAUCACUAUUUAUGAUUCAUCAAACAUUUAAGUUGGGAUUUUUUCCACCUCUUAGUCAUUAUGUGUGCUUUCCCUUCCACCUUAAAUAGUCUUAAUUUCUCCUUUUUUGCCUGGUGAAUCUCCUUCAGAACUCAUCUCUGAUGUUACUACUCUUAAGGAAGCCUUCCCAAUCCCCUAGGUUUGCUUCCCUAUUAUAAUCUCAUUUCGUGUGUUAUGUGUCAUUUUCUGUGUUAUUUGUGUCAAGUAUCAUUUCUUACUACAUAUAGGUGCUCAGUAAAUAAUCACUGUAUGAUUAUGUCCAGUAAGUACUAUAAUCAGAAGUUGAAUGUUGAUCUCUUCAAAAACUUUCUUUAAAUUACAAUAUACACAAAACCUAACAGGAAGUAUUUCUUAAUGAAAUUACCCAAGAGACUCUUCCUCAACUUGAUCUCAGAUCUAAAUUGGCUAUCUAACAAUAAAAGUUAUUCAUUACUCUAUGUAUACUGGCUAGGGUGUGAUUCUGAGCUAAGGAACUGAAAGUCUUCAACAAGACUCCCCAGUUCCAUUUGCUAGGCAAAUGCUCUACCACUGAACUACAGUUCAGCCCUUCUCUUAAGAGAAGUCCCACCUUUCUGAUCAGCUAUUUCUAAAGAAAGCAGGUGGAAAAAAGUUUCCAGAACUACAAAUUCAGUUAGGAAACUACAAGCUGUGGACACAUCUGCUGGUUUACCAGUAUUUCUAACUUCCUGUUGAGCUGAAAACUGCUUGUUUUGUGGAAGAGCAAAAUUUAAUAGCAAACAUCUAAAAUGAAGAGUCCCAAAACUUUUGAGGAACAAACAGAAUGCAUCGUGAACACUCUACUCACAAACUUCCUGAGCCCAACAUUGCAUGUUGCCAACCGGGACCUGGGCUCCAUAGACAAACCUGACUCAGGAGAGGCUUGCAGCUUUGAUGUGGCUAUCAUUGCUGGUCGCCUUCAGAUGUUGGGUGACCAAUUCAAUGGAGAAUUGGAACCUUCUGCUAAAAACGUCAUUGCAAAAACCAUUCAGGGACAGGUAGGAGCUGUACUUCAAGACACAGUGCAGUUCCUCAGCAAGGCCUGGUGUGCUCAAGAUUCCAGCAUAGUUUAUGAGAGAGCCUUUCUGGCAGUGUCAGUGAAACUUUUUGAAUAUGUGGCCCAUGUGGCUCCUGAAGUGGUGAGACAGAUGGCUGUGCCCAUGACGAGUAUGAUCAAUGGGAACCAAGCCAUCCGAGAGUUCAUUCAAGGCCAGGGGGGAUGGGAAAAUCUGGAGAGCUGAAGAAGUGGAAUUAUUCCCCAGACCAACAUCACUUCCUCUUUGACUGAACAGGGACUGAUUUCUGGCAAUUAAAAUGGACAAAAAAAAAAAAAAAACUCGCUUCAUCUG